AUGGGGAGGGAACGGGGGGAGGAGGGUGGCAGAGCUUGGAGCGCCGCCACGAGAGCUCCAGUCAUGCUUCCCACAACUCACAUUUUCUGUCAGUCGGGACGGCUUCAGAGGAUUCACACGGAGCCGAGGCGAGCCGAGGAGGGAGCUCUGCUUUCCAGGCUCACCCUGGACCAUCUGCUCCUCAUUAUUUCUGCCUCCAGCCCCAAACUGACGACGAACUGCUCAGAUAUCAAAGAAGUCCGCCGAUGCAACCGACUGGAGAUGCCCGACAACUUAAACACGUUUGUUUUAAAGGUUAAUCGAGGUAGUCUGAUAUUUGAGACAGACAACGACCAGCAGGUCAGCUCCUGGACCACAGAGCUAAAAGAAUGUAUCAGCAACAGGCAAUCAGUCAUCGGGGCCCUGGGUCAGCUCCGUGUUUACACUACACCUUCGGGAGGGAGAGGACCUUUUGUUCCCACUGGACUGUUGGGGCUUGACGGGGCAGAAAACAAUGCGGUUUGGAAGCUGAAUAGUGGAAGUCAGGAGAGCAGCGUGGGAGCCUCAGAGAACUCCCGACCUUCUGUUUCCUUCCCCGUUCUCUCGACUCGCCCCGCCAGCACACACUCCAACGCCCGGCGUUGUGAGGACACCCAUCGGCAGUGCCCCGUUGUGGCUGGUUUGCUCAUGGCGUCCCCAGGUCCGGUCACCUUCAGCCUGCCGGAGCAGCUCAUCCAGAAGACGGAUCACUUCCUGUUCUCCUACCCCUGGUUCCACGGGCCCAUCUCCCGCGUGAAGGCGGCCCACCUGGUCCAGGGCUCCGGGCCCGAGGGCCACGGCGUGUUCCUGGUGCGGCAGAGCGAGACGCGGCGGGGGGACUACGUGCUCACCUUCAACUACCAGGGAAAAGCCAAGGUACGCCGGAGGGCGAGGGACGCCGGGGGGAGGGCGGGGGGAGGGCGGGGGGAGGGCGGGGGGACGGCGUGGGAGGGCCGAGCUCUGACCCUGCUCUUGUCCCGGCAGCACCUGCGGCUCUCGCUGACGGAGUGGGGGCAGUGCCGCGUGCAGCACCUGCGCUUCCCCUCCGUGAUGGACAUGCUCAGCCAUUUCCGCUUCUUCCCCAUCCCGCUGGAGUGCGGGGCGGCGGGCGCCGUCACGCUGUCCAGCUUCGUGGGCAGCUCUCAGGCGCGCUCCUCGUCCCGUUCUCCCUGCACCGGUGGAGCUCGGAGCCCAGUCUGGCCCACUUCAGCCUGGCCCGCAGCUCCAGCCAGCCCCCCCCCCUUCUGCUCCGCCUCCUCCGCUCACAGCUCCGCCCCCCCGGCCGGCCGCGGCCCCGCCCCCGAGCCCGCCGCCCCCCCGCCGGCGCUGGCGGUGGCUCCGCCCCCCCUGCGGCGCAGCGAGUCGGUGGGGAGGAGGCCCCUGCUGCGCAGCCCCGCCCCCCACGCCCCCAUCAUCCCCCAGCGGGACUCAGACUAUGAGCUGGAGCCCGACCGGGGCCGCAAGCGGGCCAUAGACAACCAGUACAUGCUGACUCACUGA
Menidia menidia (Atlantic silverside) is the source of this 1518-nucleotide messenger RNA. The record is from the annotation of a GenBank genome assembly. Lineage: Eukaryota; Metazoa; Chordata; Actinopteri; Atheriniformes; Atherinopsidae.